Messenger RNA from Haemonchus placei, 1566 nucleotides. Lineage: Eukaryota; Metazoa; Nematoda; Chromadorea; Rhabditida; Trichostrongylidae. The record is from the annotation of a GenBank genome assembly.
AUGGAAGACUCCAAGGACUACGACAACCUUAAAGCGGAACUCGACUGCCUGAAGAACGCACUACCAGACCUACCAGACUCGAACACGUUAUAUGCUCACAUAGUAGACUUACUCCUCAAGAUUCACGCCAUGAAGAUAUCCGUAACCAACUUGGGCGCACAAGUGGAUCAUUUUUGCAGAACAAUGGAAGAAGAAAGUAACCGUCCUCUCCGUAUAGAGCUGUUACAAACAGCGGCUUGGAAGACUCAAUACCAACUUCUUUUAUACGAAACGCGACUCGACGACUUGCUGAUCUACCCAAAACUCAUGAUCGCGACAAAGAAUUUGGAUGAAAAAGUAUGGACCGAAAUGAUGGCUCAGCCUCUUCUGGAUAUCGACGAAAAACCGGUCAACACGGAUUUCUCGCAAGUGAGACGAGAGAUUCAGACUCAUCUUCAAACCAUAGAAAAAAUCUUCAGACAAUUAGAACUGCUUGACGAUGAAGUUGGAAGAAAGGAAUAUAUAGAAACUAAAAAAUUCGAAAUAAAAGUGUUGAAGGAAUUAACAGCCAUACAGGAGAAGCUGGACCACAUGCACAUCCAUGGCGGCCGAGGAAAAACGGUGAGGCCGGGGGGAGGCGUCUCAAGCGACCUUAGCCUCCACUAUGGAAUUGACUUCAAUUACCCCUAUUAUUCAGACUCUGAACACUCUGACGAGAAGGAAGAAGCGACAGAGGAGAAGACUCUGGAAGAGGGGACUCACCGCAGCGCAGGAAAGGAAGGACCUAGGGAUUUACCUAAACUAGUAGACCCCGACCAAUCCAUAGACUCGGAUCGCUCCAUCGGAAGCCGUGAACAAGAGUCGGCGAGGAUUCAAGAAAAUGUGGCAUUUCUUGAGCCACUACUAGGAGAAGAAGUAAAUAUUGACUUCAAGGACCAGCAGGCGAUGGAGGUCGAAGAAUUGGUGGAGGUGGACGAUGCCUUAGGGGAAGAAGAAGAAACAGACUCGGAUGUAAUGAUUAUUCCGCAAGAAGAAGUUAGACCCCGAGAAAUAGAGGUGGUUCAGGAAGAACCAGUCAGACUCCGAAGGCAAGAAAACGAGGAAGAAUUGAUUCAAAGACUCAGGAGAGAAUAUAGACAAGCCAUUCAGGCCCGAGAAGACCUGAGGAUGAUGAUGCGAGAACUGGAGACUCCACCACGCUGUCCGACGAGGAACUUCAACCCUGGGAUGAAGCACGAAAAUGAAGCAGAGAUGCCGUGUGUCUUCUGUGGAAUGAGAGGACACCAUUAUUCAGACUCCUGCAUCGAAUUUAUAACCGUAGAAUCUAGACUCGAAAGACUAGCAGAGGUGGGAAGAUGCCGCGUCUGCUUAGACACUUGGUGUGAUGAAAGUAGGGAAAAGUGUCGUAAGUUCAAUGCUCGAUGUCAUUAUUGUGGUGGAUAUGGACACAAUGCAUGUAUUUGUGAACUUCCAGAAAUUAAACGCAAACUCCAGGAAAAGUUCGAAUGGCUCAACAGGGACUACGCAAACGUAAACGACAGAAUCGCUCGAUUGGCAGGACGACUGCAGAGGCAUGGCGCGCUCUGA